AUGAAUAGCUCUGAAAGUUUUCAGUUUCCACUGUACUAUAAUAAAGAGCCGUUCUUCACUAUACAGCCAAUAAUCAAUACAAGAAAAAUUCAAUUGCAAAUGUGGCAAGAUCUUAUUUUAGCAUACAGUAGAUCAAAUAAAAUAUACGAACUAGAUCUUAAUGAAUCUAUUAAGACAAAUUUAAAUUUAUUUAAUAACGAAAAAAUCAAUAGAAAACUAUCAAGAGAUUCAUUAAAAAUUAUUUUUGAUGAUAUUAUAGAAAACGGAUAUGCAGAAUGGAUUGAUAAAGAAAAAAAUAGAGUUUUAAUAAUGUGGAGAAAACCAGAAGAAUGGGCUUCAUUAAUUUAUAAAUGGGUUUCAGAUUGUGGAUUUUUAAAUACAGUUUUAACAAUAUGGGAAAUUCAAAAUGGUGAUGACUCAAAAAAACAAGAUUUCCAUCAAUUAAAUACAACUAUACUAUUAAAAUCUUUAAAAGUUUUAGAGAAACAAUCAAAAGCUCAAACAUUUUCUUCUGACGACGAAGGCAAUUUAGGUGUAAAAUUCUUUUCAAUUUAA
This is a messenger RNA of Dictyostelium purpureum, 555 nucleotides long. RefSeq lists its product as uncharacterized. The transcript has 2 exons. Gene Ontology annotation, molecular function: structural molecule activity; protein homodimerization activity. Gene Ontology annotation, cellular component: ESCRT II complex. Bases 1 to 555 code for a protein of 184 amino acids. Gene Ontology annotation, biological process: protein transport to vacuole involved in ubiquitin-dependent protein catabolic process via the multivesicular body sorting pathway. The record is from RefSeq and is a predicted model, not a curated record. NCBI's taxonomy places the organism in Eukaryota, Evosea, Eumycetozoa, Dictyosteliales, Dictyosteliaceae.